This is a messenger RNA of Brachypodium distachyon (stiff brome), 1347 nucleotides long. Its product is annotated as serine carboxypeptidase II-3. Gene Ontology annotation, cellular component: vacuole. Bases 73 to 1347 code for a protein of 424 amino acids. The record is from RefSeq and is a predicted model, not a curated record. The transcript is spliced from 6 exons. Gene Ontology annotation, biological process: proteolysis. NCBI's taxonomy places the organism in Eukaryota, Viridiplantae, Streptophyta, Magnoliopsida, Poales, Poaceae. Gene Ontology annotation, molecular function: serine-type carboxypeptidase activity.
UCCCCGGCAGUCCACCGUGCCACCGGCCGAUAGAACAGUGGCUGGUCGGCACGAGCACUCGAGCAGCGCGCCAUGAAGAGCACCGCAUUAGUGUCCUCACUGUUGCUGGCGCAAUGUCUGGCGCUGAGCUCCGGCACGGCCUCGGCGGCGAACAAGGCGCCGCGACGGACCCGGCAGGGCGACUACCUGAACCGCCUCCUUCGAAGGUCGCCGUUGUCAGAGCCGUCUGUGGCGGGUGCGGCCAUGGAAGAGACGGUGGUUUCGACGACGAAGACGGAUAGGAGAGCGGCCUCGGCGGUCUCGAGGGAGCAAGGAGGCGGACCGCGUGGAGAGGCUGCCUGCCGCGGCAGCGAGUUCGCGCAGUAUGCCGGGUACGUCAUGGUGGACGCGGCUGCCGGGCGCGCGCUCUUCUACUACCUUCCAGAGGCCAUCGGCAAUGGCAACAGCUCCUCGAAGCCGCUCCUCCUGUGGCUGAACGGCGGGCCCGGGUGCUCGUCGCUCGGGUACGGCGCGAUGGAGGAGCUGGGCCCGUUCCGCGUCAUGAGCGACGGCAAGACGCUCUACCGCAACCCCUACUCCUGGAACCACGUGGCGAACGUGCUGUUCCUGGAGAGCCCAACAGGCGUGGGGUACUCCUACUCCAACACGACGGCGGACUACAGCCGGUUCGGGGACAACAAGACGGCGGAGGACGCGUACCUCUUCCUCGCAAACUGGAUGGACCGCUUUCCCGAGUACAAGAGACGCGAGUUCUACAUAGCGGGUGAGAGCUACGCCGGCCACUACGUGCCCCAGCUCGCCCACCAAAUCCUCCGCCGCAGCUCGCCGUCCAUCAACCUCAAAGGCAUCAUGGUAAGUCUACAUACAGUAGUCCAUCAACCUCAAAGGCAUCAUGGUAAGAUCCUCUUGCACACAUAUUUGCAAAAUGUUUCAUUUUUCAGUGACCACUUAUGGCGCAACUGGACUGAUUAUGACUCGACUGUUUUGCCGAUUAUCCGCGACCUGAUGGAAAACAACAUCAGAGUCUGGGUAUACAGUGGAGACAUUGAUGGGAAUGUGCCGGUGACUUCCACUAGAUACUCUCUCAAGCAGCUCCAGCUACCCGUGGCAGAAAAAUGGAAGAAUUUUUACACUCAAAAAUGGAGGCCAUGGUUUAGCAGUACCAAGGGUACUGGCGAAGUGGGUGGAUACGUUGUGCAGUACAAGGGCGACCUCAGCUUCGUAACGGUGAGAGGAGCAGGCCAUGAGGUCCCAAGCUACCAGCCAGAACGAGCGCUUGUGCUUGUCCAGCAUUUCCUCGCAGGGAAAACACUCCCUGACUGCAAAAAUUGCGGACAGGAUUAUUAA